Messenger RNA from Apus apus (common swift), 4070 nucleotides. It is a transcript of the gene CORO1C, whose product is annotated as coronin 1C. Bases 86 to 1510 code for a protein of 474 amino acids. Gene Ontology annotation, molecular function: actin filament binding. Lineage: Eukaryota; Metazoa; Chordata; Aves; Apodiformes; Apodidae. The record is from RefSeq and is a predicted model, not a curated record. Gene Ontology annotation, biological process: actin filament organization; neural crest cell migration. The transcript is spliced from 11 exons.
GGCGGCGGCGGAGGCGGCGGCUCCGCCGGGCUGAGGAGCGGACGCGGGGAGGCGGCUCGGGAACGCGCUGCGGGAACGCGACACAAUGAGGCGAGUGGUACGACAGAGCAAAUUUCGGCACGUGUUUGGCCAAGCGGUGAAAAACGAUCAGUGUUACGACGACAUCCGCGUGUCCCGCGUUACUUGGGAUAGCUCCUUUUGUGCCGUAAACCCCCGGUUUGUUGCAAUAAUUGUAGAUGCUAGCGGUGGCGGAGCCUUCCUGGUGCUGCCCUUGCACAAGACAGGCAGAAUUGACAAGUCCUACCCGACAGUGUGUGGCCACACGGGACCGGUGCUGGACAUUGACUGGUGUCCUCACAACGACCAGGUCAUCGCCAGUGGCUCUGAGGACUGCACUGUGAUGGUGUGGCAGAUUCCCGAGAACGGACUCACCCUGUCCCUGACAGAGCCAGUGGUGGUGUUAGAAGGGCAUUCCAAGAGAGUGGGGAUCGUGGCCUGGCACCCGACAGCACGCAACGUGCUGCUCAGUGCAGGUUGUGAUAAUGCAAUCAUCAUCUGGAAUGUGGGAACAGGUGAAGCCCUCAUAAACCUGGAUGACAUGCACGUGGAUAUGAUUUACAAUGUGAGCUGGAAUCGCAAUGGCAGCCUCAUCUGUACAGCUUCCAAAGACAAAAAAGUUCGAGUUAUCGACCCCAGGAAACAAGAAAUUGUUGCUGAGAAAGAGAAGACCCACGAGGGAGCCCGGCCCAUGCGCGCCAUUUUCCUGGCCGACGGAAACAUCUUCACAACUGGCUUCAGCCGCAUGAGCGAACGGCAGCUGGCCCUGUGGAAUCCUAAAAACAUGGAGGAGCCAAUAGCUCUUCAUGAGAUGGACACAAGCAAUGGGGUCCUGCUGCCAUUCUACGACCCAGACACCAACAUUAUUUACUUAUGUGGCAAGGGUGACAGCAGCAUUCGCUACUUUGAGAUCACGGACGAGUCCCCCUACGUUCACUACCUCAACACCUUCAGCAGCAAGGAGCCGCAGAGGGGCAUGGGGUUCAUGCCCAAGAGGGGCCUGGAUGUCAACAAGUGUGAGAUUGCCAGGUUCUUCAAGCUUCACGAGAGGAAGUGUGAGCCCAUCAUCAUGACAGUUCCUCGCAAGUCGGACCUCUUCCAGGAUGACCUGUACCCUGAUACGGCUGGCCCAGAAGCUGCUCUGGAAGCAGAGGAGUGGUUUGAGGGGAAGAAUGCAGAUCCCCUUCUCAUCUCCUUGAAGCACGGGUACAUUCCAGGCAAGAACAGGGAUCUCAAGGUGGUCAAGAAGAACAUACUGGACAACAAGCCUGCCGCGAACAAGAAAAGUGAUCUCAUAAAUGCUCCAAAGAAAGCAGCUGAUGCCUCAAACUCUCAAAACGAAGCCAAAUUGGAUGAGAUUUUGAAAGAGCUGAAAUCUAUAAAAGACACGAUCACCAACCAAGACGAGCGCAUUUCCAAGCUGGAGCAGCAGAUGGCAAAGAUCGCGGACUGAGCGGGGCGAGCGGCGCUGGCCCCGCCGGCCCAGGCACAUUCCAGUUCCCAGUUUGGCCAGCAGCAGCCUGCAGCAUUCCAGUACUGAGCUUUCCUGUUCUCCUAAAUUCCACAUCAACGAGAGCCUGAUGAUUAAAAGCCAAGCUUUUUAGUGAAAGAUUUUUUUUUCUCCCCCCUCCGAUGUUUUAUUGAAUUGAUGUGACUGUGUCAACCAAGUCAGAAAGAAUAAGUGCUACUUUUACAGGCUUCUUUUUCCCCAGAUGUUACAAAUUCUUGAAAACAAAUCCAUUCUGACUUUCAGUGUUGUGCCCAAAUAUCUUUUCGAGAUGUAGGGACCAAUGCCACAUUGUUCUUAACCUUUUUUUUUUUUAAAGUUGCCAAAAAAACCCCACAAAACAAAACAAGUUGCUUUUUAUUUUUCUUAUUUGCCACUUUUGCAGUAUUUGUGUGUUCAGCUGAAAGGGACAGCACUGGGUGUGUGUGGGUGUGUGUGGGUGCUGGGUGUCUGUACAGUUCAGAGGACAAAACUGAAGCUAUUUUGUGUCAGUCUUCAAAUUUGAACAAUCAGGUUGGUUUCCUUUGUGGCCGAGGCUGCUGCUGAGACCUCUCAGAGAUGGUUCAGGCUGCCUUUCCUUCCUCCCUCACAUGUCCCCAUCAUGUUUAAGGAAAAAAAAAAAGCAGCUGUGGAGGGAGGUGAUUCAUGCCACAAAAUGCCUCUUCUCCUUUUUACACCCUGCACGACUUUUAAACUAGCCUCAUGCUGACCUUUUUAAAGUCAUCCCAUGGUUUUGCUUCCUCUGCCCAUGUCCGAAAGGACAUGUUUUAUCUGACAGGUUUUGUUUUUUUCCUUUGAGGCAGAAGUUUCUUUCAUGCAGGAAACGUUUUUGGGUUUCCUCCCUGGAGUGGAGUGGCAAGAGUGCCCUGGGAGAGGGGAGCCGUGGGACAUGGCAGUCCCCAGGUGCUCUGUGGUGUCCAUUGGGCUGUUCUGCCUGGCUGUAAAUAUUGUUGACUGCACCACCACGCUCUUCAGCUCCUUGACUUCCAGAAGCUUUCAGAACCCUGCAACCUUGCACUUCUCUGGCCCCCCCACCUUAGUGCUGAUGGUAGAAAUUUAGGCUCUGCUUCCAAAACAGCAUUAGCAGUAGUUAGGUGACUUUACCAUGAUGGGUCUCCAGAAACAAAAUGCCUCUGCUCUUUUUUUAUCAUUAUUUUUUCUCUCUCUCCAUCAUUCCUGCCUCACCACCCCACCAUGCUGUAAAACUUUGCAGGAAAAUCUUUGUUCCCAGAGGAGAUAAGUGACCCCCAGACCCCCUGUGCUCCCAGGCCUUUGGAGUGGAAGCAACUGGGGAGGGUGGUUUUGAUCCCAGUUUGGAGAGCUGGUUUCUCACAUGGUCCUUUGAGGUCCUCGAGGGAGAGUCCCCAUGAGCACACCAGGCCUGCAAGCUCCUCCUGGGAUUUCUUGGAUGCCCCAGCUCAGCAGAGCUCUGCUCAGGUGGGGUCUCCCCUGCGAGGGGGGCUGCCUGGGAUGGGGAUGACGUGGGUCUGGGGUGCUGAGAGGGAUCUGCUGAGGAACCUCAACAGCUGUCCCAGCCCGGGAUGGAUCCCAGGAUCCCUGAAGGAGCUCACCACAUUCCCAGCCUGUGUGCUCGUGUGUGUGCUUGGGAGCCACCACUCCAGAGCAGUGUCCCUGCCCGGCCAUCCCGGUGGCUGUCCUUUCAUCCAGGCUGAAGUGAUCUUUUUUAAUUUUUUUUUCCCUUAGGUUAGCUAGAAAUCCUCAAAUUCUCAUUUAUUUUUUUUUUUUCCCCAGUGUUUGGAUGUUCAGAACUUACAGGUUAGGGAUUCUCUGUUCUAGAGGGAUGUCUGAGUGUGUUGGGAUGGCGUGGGUGAUGUAGCUGGAGAGACUGGAGGACGGGAUGCCAGGAGACAGAGGAUGUGAUGUCAUUGCAGAGCAUGAAAGCUUCAGAAAAGUGGAUUUUUGUUAAGUGACGAGGACAACAGGAGGGACGAGCCUGUCCCCUGCCCUGCCUGGGCACUGGUGCUGGAUUCACAGUUCAGACACUCCGGGUUCUAUUGGAUGUUUGGUGCCGUUGUUGUGUUGCAGUACAUGGCUGAGCUGAUGUGUAGUUUUCUUUUUCUUUCGUUUUGGAGAACAAAGCCAAACGUCGUGCUCCCCCAAACGGUGAUCUCGGUGUCCAUUUGUACCUGUGACUUCAGGGUUGUGUGCUCGGGGACCUUUUGUGUUUUGUUUUGGUUUUUUUUUUUCUAAUUGGAGGGAAAUAAGUUUUCAGAGACGCUGGAUUGAAAUGCCCAGAGGAGGUGGGUGUGUGGAGGGCGGAGGAAAGGCCCGCCCUGGUUUUUUAGUGAAUUGCUUGUGUUUUAUUUAAAUGAACUGAUGCCUAGCCAGGCUCAACCGGAGUCAGUGCCUGAAGCUUUUUGUAGCCGUGAUAUCCCAGAAGAGAACCAGCCAAGUCCGGAGAGUUGCGCUCUUAUAGAGCGGCCAUAGUACCUGUCCAAAUAUUUGCUUCCAUUUUCAAAAGAUAAAAAAGUCGUUGAUUAUAAAA